UCGUGAAAGACGAAGAAUAUACAAUAAAAUGAUAAAAAGCUUAAUUAACUUUGCAUAAUGAAUAUUUGAAACAGAAUGGCUCAUUUUGGAAAAGAUCCUGAAAAUUUUAGUCCAACGAGGACCAUCAGAAUUCCUCGAGCUGAAGCCAGAGAGAAUUUUACGGUAUAUAUUAUUGAAGUAAAUGUAGGGUGUUACACCUGGACUGUAGAACAUCGCUAUAGCGACUUCCACGAGCUUCACGAUAAGCUCGUAUCAACUCAUCGCCUCGAUAAAAAUUUACUCCCGAAGAAAAAAGUAUUUGGUAACCAAAACGAUGCCUUCAUUAAAAAACGACAGGCUGAUUUAGAAUCGUAUCUUCAGACUAUUCUGUAUUACGUUGCCCAGAAAAUCCCGUCUGUACUUGCUAGUUUCUUGGAAUUCGAAGAAUAUGAAAUUCAUGGUUUAACUCAGUCUCUGGCAGAAGAAUUAUAUAAUAAAGGAGAAAGCAUUUUACAGCUGCGUGAAACCUACACCCUAUCAGCCUUACAGCUUUACGCUUUAACAGAGAGAUUAAAACUACCAGAGCCAACUUGUGACAGUGGAGAUGUUAAGAAAGAUUUGGGUCAUAUCUUAGAUUUUAUCACCAGGUUAAAAUAUCUCAAGGUAUAUGGAGGUAAUGAAGAUGUAGGAAGUAGUAAUAUUAAUAUGAAUAAACUAAUAUUUGAUCUAACUCUCUUUAAAUCACUGGAAUAUGUUGAGAUAUUGAAUUGUAGUGCUUCAGCUGUGAAAGGACUAGAAACAGUCAAACAAACUCUUCAAACUUUAUCUGUACAUAAUACACUUACUGAUAUCAGGGAAAUCCUGCUACCGGAUGCCAGACAUUGGAAGGCUGAAGAUGGAACCCUGGUAGUAUCAUACUGGGACAGUCUGGAACAAGUUGACAUAUCCCAUAAUUCCAUAUCUUUUAUAGAUGAAAGCAUACAAAUGGUACCAAAUGUUGAGCGUUUGGAUCUUAGCAGAAACAAGAUACGAGAAAUGAAACACUUUCAAUGGUUGAGUCAACUCACAUACCUAGAUCUAUCCCAUAAUAUGUUGGACAACCCGGAAUCUCUUCACACCAAACUUGGUAACUUAAAAACAUUGAAAUUAGCAGGCAAUAAACUUACUCAUUUACAAGCCUUUUCCAAGUUAUUUUCACUGGAAACUUUAGAUAUUAGUCAUAAUGACAUUACUAAGAUUGAAGAUGUAGCUCCAGUGAAUGGUCUCCCUUGUUUAGAAAACCUAUUACUAAGAGGAAAUCCAGUGACCAUGGUAUUAGACUAUAGAACUAAAGUAUUUGAACUCUUCGCUGACAGAGUGACAGAGGUUUGUUUGGACAUGGAGAAAGCCAGCCAAAAAGAACAAGACACAGUGGCAGUGUUAGUUGCUUUACAAAAAGCUAAAAAUAGCAAGGAGCGAGCAAAACAGAUCAAAUCCAGAAAGGUAGGGGAUAGCAAUUAUUACCAACACUUAAUUUGA
This is a messenger RNA of Lottia gigantea (owl limpet), 1497 nucleotides long. RefSeq lists its product as hypothetical. NCBI's taxonomy places the organism in Eukaryota, Metazoa, Mollusca, Gastropoda, Lottiidae. The record is from RefSeq and is a predicted model, not a curated record. The transcript is spliced from 13 exons. Gene Ontology annotation, molecular function: protein kinase binding; phosphatidylinositol binding. Bases 76 to 1497 code for a protein of 473 amino acids. Gene Ontology annotation, cellular component: cytoplasm.